Messenger RNA from Staurois parvus, 280 nucleotides. NCBI's taxonomy places the organism in Eukaryota, Metazoa, Chordata, Amphibia, Anura, Ranidae. The record is from the annotation of a GenBank genome assembly.
GUUACUGGGUGUAGCACUGAUGAAUUUUGCAGAAUCAUUGGAUAUUUUGUUGCAAGAUAUAUUACAACUAUUUACAUAGUGCAGGCAAUGUAUGCAUCAUAUCAGUCCCCAGGGGCGAACUGACAACUCAUGGGGCCCCCGGGCAAUAGGAAAUCAUGGGGCCCCUGUGCCCUCACCCACACUCAAACCACACCCAAAAAUUCCUAUGAAAGGUACCAGGGUCAUCACAUGGGGCCCCCUACUGACCCCGGGCCCUCGGGCAGUGCCCGAGUGGCUAAAU